Messenger RNA from Medioppia subpectinata, 2835 nucleotides. NCBI's taxonomy places the organism in Eukaryota, Metazoa, Arthropoda, Arachnida, Sarcoptiformes, Oppiidae. The record is from the annotation of a GenBank genome assembly.
AUGAAUCCAAACGAUGAUAAACGCGAUUAUAAGGCAAUCGUAUUAACAAAUGGUCUGAAAGUAUUGCUUAUUAGCGAUAGAAAGACCGAUAAGAGUGCGGCCGCUCUCACGACAGGCGUCGGCUCUAUGAGUGAUCCCCGCGAUGUCCAGGGAUUGGCUCACUUUGCAGAGCACAUGCUCUUCUUGGGCACCAAGAAAUACCCCGAUGACGACGAUUACCACAAGUAUAUCACUAGUAAUGGUGGCUAUUGUAACGCAUUCACUGCCGGCACUAAUACCACGUAUGUCUUUGAUAUAUCUACCGAUUAUCUGCCCGGAGCUCUCGAUAGAUUCUCUCAGUUCUUCGUUGAGCCACUUUUCACAGAGAGUGCGACCGAUCGGGAGAUAAAUGCCGUCCAAUCGGAGUACGAGAGGGGUCUGUCAUCUGACAUGUGGGCUACCAAUCACUUAGAGAAGACACUAUCGGAUCCCAAUCACGACUACAAUAAGUUUUCAAUUGGUAAUAUAGAAUCACUUAAAGCGAUUCCAGAGGAAAAGGGAAUUAAUGUUAGACAAGAGUUGCUAUCAUUUCACAAUCGCUGGUAUUCAGCAAAUAUCAUGUCUUUAGUUGUUUUGGGCAAAGAAAGCAUUAAUUCAUUGGAAGAAAUAGUGAUUCCGUUGUUUUCAGUGAUUGAACACAAGAGUGGAGUAACUCUUCCCAAAUGGCAGACAAACCCAUUGACCGCCGAUUGGCUGCGGAAACAGUGUUUUGUGGUUCCCGUUAUGGAUGUCCGCACACUUACCCUAACGUUUCCCAUAACAGAUAUGGCAGAACAUUACAGGUCAAAGCCAUACAUGUAUUUAGAGCACCUCAUCGAACACGAAGGUCGGGGCAGUUUGCUAUCGGAGCUGAAGGCCAUGAAUUGGUGCACCUGUUUGUCCGCCGAUGGUAUGAACCAUACGGACGAUAUCAUUGCGUUGAUAUUUCAGUAUAUCACCAUGCUCAAAAGUGAAGGAAUCAAACAUUGGAUUUGCGAUGAAAUCAAACAAAUGCUAGAAAUUGAUUUCCAGUCUAAAGAUAGAUUACAACCAAUGGAUUAUGUGCUAAGUUUGGUCAACACUUUAUUGUUAUACUCAUAUGAAGAGGUAUUGCGUGUGUCUUAUCUGAUGGAUGAGUACAGACCAGAACUAAUCUCACAAUUGCUCAAUGAAUUGAGUGCCGAUCGGAUGCGAGUGGCAGUUGUGGGCAAACAGUUUGAGUCAAUCGCCAAUCGAACGGAGCGAUGGUAUGGAACCAAAUACUCAUUUCAAGACAUUCCUCCCGAGAAGAUUCAGUUGUGGCUAAACAUAGGACUCAACGAUCGGUUAGCACUUCCGCCGCCCAAUGACUUCAUUCCCUAUAAUCUAAACGUCAAACCAAUUGAAGACAACAAUCAAACAGUGCCUCAAAUGAUUAGAAACACUGAGUUUUCUCGCAUUUGGUAUUUACAGGACAUUGAAUAUAGAAAACCUAAAUCUUAUUAUGCCUUCAAAUUGACAAAUCCAUUCGUAUCCGACAAUCCAUUCAAUGAAAACGCUUCGGAACUCUUCAGCCAAUUAUUUCGGGAUUUAGUCAAUGAGUACUUAUAUGCGGCAGAAAUGGCUGGACUUUGGUUGAGAAUAAGUCCAGUUCUGACUGGCAUUACGAUAUAUUUUGGCGGAUAUAACGAUAAACUAAAUACUUUAUUGACCACUAUUUUGGAUCAAUUGAUUGCAUUUAAAAUUGAUGCCAAAAGAUUUGAUGUGUUUAAAGAUAUAUACGUACGUGAUCUGAAAAAUCGCCAUGCUAAUCAAAUGGCACAAAUACUGACAGAUUAUAUGUAUGAUAUAACGGCUGUUCGCGUCUGGACUGAUGAAGAGCUGUUACAGACUGUCGAUGACUUGACUGUCAGUAAUGUCUCCCAAUUUAAGGAUCAAUUUGUGUCCCGUUUUCAUAUCGAGGCCUUUAUCUAUGGAAAUGUACUCAAGAGUGAAGCCAUCGAUGUUUGCGAUGCAUUUGAACACAAAUUCAAGUCUCAGCUCAAGACUAAACCCAUCGCUCGUUCGCAACACUUCUUGAAUCGUGAGAUCCAUUUGACCGAAGGAUCCGAUUAUGUGUUUGAGACCAAGACUUCAAUCCAUAAAACAAAUGGCAUUCAAACCUAUUAUCAAAUCGGUGUUAACGACACUAAAAUUAAAGUAAUAGCGGAACUUUUGCAGCAAAUAUUGGAUCAAUCAUUUUAUGAUACUUUCAGGACUAAACAACAGUUGGGUUAUGUCGUCAGCGCAUACAUUGGAUGGGCUAAUGGCAUGAGUUUUCUUAUUGAAUCGGAUUAUAAGCCGAGUUUUCUUAACGAGAGAAUCGAGGCUUACAUUCAAUGGAUUCACAAAUAUAUUGAAGACAUGAAUGAAACAGAUUUUGAAACUCAAAGACAGGCAUUGAUUACCGAAAAACUCGUGAAACCAAAGAAUUUAUGGGAAAAAUGCUGUACUCUUUGGGCUGAAGUCAUAUCCAAAGAGUAUAAUUUCAAUCGACAGGAGAUUGAAGUGAAUGCUAUUAAAGAGCUUUUAAAACAAGAUAUCAUUGAUUUCUUAAAGAAACAUCUGUCCCACGACUCUCCCAAUCGCCGCAAACUGACUGUCAGUAUAAUAACUGAUAAUCCAAUCAAUGAAAAGGAUAUGAAAGAUGUCAACACCGAUGAUAUGCCGACACCGACUGAAAUACCGAACUCGACAUUAAUUAAAAACAUACCGGGAUUUAAAAGUCAAUUCGGACACUAUUUCCGUCCCAAACCUUUCAUCGAUGUCUCUGCUUAUGAGUCCAUAACUAACGCUUAA